Molecule: messenger RNA, 1764 nt
Organism: Ipomoea triloba (trilobed morning glory)
Lineage: Eukaryota; Viridiplantae; Streptophyta; Magnoliopsida; Solanales; Convolvulaceae
Exons: 4
Coding region: 83-1582 (499 amino acids)
Source: RefSeq, a predicted model, not a curated record
GAUAUUAUCAACUUGCACUCAGAUAAUAACACUACUCUCAACCUCUCAAUUCUAGGACUAUCCUCAAAUCAGGUUGCCUGGGAUGGCAGACACGCCAUACAGUAAUUUUGACAGCAGUACUUCUGAUUACCCGGACUUUACCCCUACGCAAGCUCUUCAAACUCAAUAUGGACAGCAUAAUACUGUAAUAGUGGAACAACAGGAGCAGGAAGAUCUAGCGAAGCCUUAUAUGGAUAUGGUCGAAUUAAUCGGUAAAAUGCGCAGCAGCGGAAUUGAUAAUGGACAGGCAAUAGAAAUAUUAGGUGCUUAUCAUCAUCAAGAAUAUCCUUGGAAGCGCAACUUCUAUACACCAUCUUUGGUAUCCAUUGGGCCCAAGUACUCUAAAGAGGUUGAUCAAGUUAAGGACAAGGAGUACAAGAAUCUGUAUAUGAAGUCUUUUCUUGAAAGGGCAGUGGGGCAGUCGGUGGAAGAGUAUCGGGAAUACCUUAGGAAUGAGAUGAAAUUGUUGGACAAAGCCCGAAAUUAUUAUAAGGAAAUUGGAAUUACCUACCCCCAUAAUGACGAAGAGCUGGUAGACAUGUUGUUGCUUGAUGGCUGCUUUGUGGUGGAGUUUGUUAUGAAAUGCAAGGAAGGCGGCAAUGGUGAUCCCCGCCGUAGCGUUGAAGGGAAGAAAGCUCGUGAAGACAUGCUUCUGUUCGAGAAUCAACUCUCUUUUGAUGUCCUCUCUGCCAUUUAUAAGAAAAUGACUGCUAGUCAUACUGAAGAAGUUCCUAGUUUCAUCAGAUUGGUGAAGUUCAGUUUUGCAUCUUUAGCACCAAACUUUACCUUUCAUAACUUCUAUGAUGAUAAUCUACCUGAAAACCCCAUGAAUCUACUCCAUGUGGUCCACAGUCUUUGUGUUCCCAACGUUAAUUCCCAUAGAAUUGAAGUAAGGGAGGCAGAAGGGGAUAUAGAUGAUGUUACCAAUAAGUGGCUAACAUUAAACCAUAUAAACACCGCAACAGAGCUUCAAGAGGUGGGUGUGGGCUUUAAGAACACCGGCGAAAUUUUCACUAUGCCAAAGGAAUAUGCAAAAAUUCCAGCAAAAUUGAAAGCGAAUAAAGAGCCCAAUGGUAUUAGCCUGUUCGAUAUAACCUUUUCUUCUGGGGAAAUGAGAAUCCCUUGUUUCAAAGUCGACAACUCCACUGAACUAUUCUUCCGAAACAUGAUCGCCCUGGAACAGCAAUCUUGCCAGGUAAACCCCAAAUACUACACAGACUAUGCGAGGCUGAUGAGCCACCUGGUGAAGGGGAAUAAAGACAUCACUUUUCUCCGCAAGAAUGGGACAAUUCACAAUCUCUUAGGUGAAGAUGGGAAAGUGGCCUAUAUGUUCAACAACCUGAGUGUUGAGAUAGACACUUCCAAUAACUUUUACUUUGCUUCGGUUUACACGGCUGUGAAUGGGCUUUGUCGCAACAGACGCCAUGUGUGGAAGCAAAAACUAAAAAAAUUCUUUUUCGUUCUAUGGAAGGUGGUUUAUAUUACCUUGAGUGCUAUCUCCUUGUUGCUUUUGGCAAUUCAGGAAUAUACAAACAGUACAUAGUCACAUUUGAUUAGUGUCUUUUGUCCUGGGUUCAUCAACAAUGUACAUUAUUAUUGUUGUUUUGCUGUUUUGUUUUGUUUUGUUUUUUUUUGUUUGUUUGUUUUUUUUUAAUAUAUUGUAAUAGUUGUUUAUAUUUACCCUAUUAUUGAUAAUAACUUGUUGUAACAGUGACUUUAUUUUUC